GAGUGUGUAUAUUCAAAAAUGGCAGACGAUCAGGAUGGAGGUGAUAAACCGCAGAUGAAAACAAGCAGUUCUAUUCAACAGAUGCUGACUUCUAUCAUCCAGGAACGAUGCAGAGACGUUGUCAAGUUCACAACAGAUGGAGAGUUUGAGUUGGUCCCCAGCACUGUGAAUGAUUUCUGGACCAGCCUCUUCACCAAGUACUUCCUUAGCGGUUCAGUGUCCACAGAUGACACCCGGGACGACAUGUUGUUUUAUGUCAGAAAGACUCCGAACCCUAAGGGCAAGUUUUAUAUUAAGACAGAGAUUGAAGUUUACCGAAGGGCCUCUAAAAAUGUGCCUUCCCUGGAGGACAAGUCCAUUAACUGGGAGGAAACCGUAUACCUCAAUAUAAUCCUACAUCAGUUUGAAUACACCGUGACGUGUGCCGUUUGUACAAGAACAAGUGAAAGUAAUCUUCAGAUCCUAAAGAAAUUUUCACAGCGAGUCUACCCAUCGCCAAGCAGACGACGGAUGGACAGCAAAGGCACAGAGGAGGAAAUCACUUACCCUAACAUCUUCUUCACUGUCGACAAUUUUGAGGAGGCGUUUGGAGACAUCAUUGUAAGAGACAGUGAGAUGGUAUGUGUUGAGCUCACAGCAGCAGACAGAAGGGGCAGCCUACAAGGAGUUAUCUUCCUUGGAUCAAUACGCUACGAAGCCCUGAAAAAAGUGUAUGAUGCACGAGCCAGCUUGACAUCUAAGAUGGUACAGACCAUGUCCUUGGGUUGGAUCAAGAACCACAAGCGGGUGGAGUUUGUGAGAAUGAGAGGCCCCCAGAGUAAAGGACAUGCUGAGGUUGCAGUCAGUCGGGUGGAAGGGUCAGGGCCGGAGACACCAGACUUGGAGAACUUCCCUGUUGAGGACUUUGAUGGUCAAGAGAGUGAACAACAACAGCAGAACCAGUACACACAGAGGAGGAUGAGUGAUCCUAGCUCCUCAAUCGGAUCGUUGGUGCGAGGGGGGAUCAGAAGGAUGAGCAUGAAGAAAUCACGCUCAGAGACAGAAAGAGUUGACCACACUCUGGACGUGGACGGAUGUCAUGAGGUCGAGGCCGGAACAAUUCAGGAAGAACUAAAAAACAAGGAGCAGUAUGAAGGUUUUCUUGGAAAAAGUUUCGGACAAGCCUGGCACAUAUUCAAGGAAAGAAAACGAGCAAACAGUGUGGCACUCAACUCCUACCUAACCUACAUCACUCUACCAUGGCACCGGAUAGUGGCAGAUGUUUUAGACAAUCGCCAAAAGCCUUCAUUGCUUUUCUGACAGAUAGGGGACGUGGUUGAGACACGUCGUAUGAAGAUGACCAGUCCAGUUAGUGUGACCAGUCCAGUUCGAGUAUAAGAUGACCAGUCCAGUUAGUGUGACCAGUCCAGUUAGAGUAUGAAGCUUAAGAUGACCAGUACAGACAUAUUUAGCAUAUGAAGGUGACCAGUACAGAUAGAGUAUGAAGAUGACCAGUACAGGUAUAUUUAUUAUAUGAAGGUGACCAGUACAGGUAUAUAUUAAUUAGCAUAUGAAGCUAAAAGAUGACCAGAAGUUAUAGCUGCAUGAAGGUGAUCAGCACAGUAAGUGCAAAUGUGACAGUAAAGUAAGCGAAUGCAGGUGACCAGUAGCAUAUGAUGGUGACCGAACAGUUAUAUUUAGUGUUUGAUAGUGACCAGUAGUUAUAGCUGCCUGAAGAUGGUCAGUAUAGUUUGUGUGAAGCUUGACCAGUACAUUUAACAUAUAAAGAAGACUUGUAUGUUUAGUGUAUGAAUUUAUGAAGAUUCAUAAUACAACAGGUAUGUGAAUAAGUAGAUAGUCCUGAUAUGGUCAUAAGAAUGUAGUCCUGAUAUGUGAAUCAGUGGUAACAGCUGGUAUGUGAAUCACUGGUGAAAGUUGGUAUGUGAAUUGGUAGUGACAACCGGCAUGUGAAUCAGUGGUGACAACUGGUAAGUGAAAAUAGUGAUUACAGCUGGUAUGGGAAUCAGUAGACAGUCCAUACAUGGUCACAUUCAUGUAUAAGUCUUGUUGAAGUAAAAUAGUAAGGUCCUGAUAUGUGAAUCAAUAUCUAUAGACAGCCUGCAUGUGAAUCAGUGGCUACAGCAAAAAUGUGAAUACCUAAAGUGGUGACAGCUGGUACAGUGUAUGUGAAUAGUUGUUGGCAACUGCUAUGUAAAUCUGUUGUAACAUUUGGUUUGUAAUGCAGUGGUGACAGCCAAUAUGUGAAUCAGUAGUGACAGCAGGUAUGUGAAUCAAUAAGAUUGUUGGUUGUCCACCAGUGUAACAGCCAGAAUGUGAAUCAGUGAUGAAAGCCACUGUAUGAAUCAGUGGUGACAGAUAGUAUAUAUAUAUAUAUAUAAGGUGUGAUAACAGCUAUAGUAUGUGCAUCAGUACCUAUAGAAAGUCAUAAGGUGAAUUAGUGGUGACCGUGAGAAUACAAAUCAGUGGUGGCAGCUUGUAUGUAAUCAGUACCUAUAUGGACAGCUGCUAUGUGAACACUGGUGACAGAUGGAAUGUCAAUAAGUGAUGAUAGAAGAUUUGGGAAUCAGUACCUGUAGACAGCUGGUAUGUAAAUCGGUACAUAUAAACAGAUGCUAUGUGACUCAGUGGUGACAGCAGGAGUGUGAAUCUGUGGUGACACUCUGUAUGUGAAUCAGUGAUGACCGUUGGUUUUCAUUUUUAAGGUGCGAUAGCCGGUAUGUGAAUCAUUACCUAUGAGCAGCUGCAAUGUGAAUCAUUGUUGAUUACUUCAAGGUGAAUCAGUGAUAACAGCUGGUAUGUGAAUCUUUCAAAAUAGCCGAUAUGUGAAUCAGUAGUUACAGUUUGAAUGUGAAUCUGAACGAGUGAUAACAGCCAGUAUGUAAUUCAGAAAUGACAGCCAGUACACAAGUUAGUAUACAACACAUACAAGGUCAGAUUGAGCUAUAAGUUUGGUAAAAUUAACUUUUACCAAACUUAUAGCUCAAUCUGACCUUACAUGGCCUUUUGCAUCAUAAUGAUUUUCUGAGUGAGAUGGAACUUUUAAGUGUCCCUUAAAUGACCCAAUUGUCUGUGACACCAUCUUACAUAAAACCUUGGUUGUUGCAUGGAUACAACAAACAAACCAUUAGAGUGAAAGUUCAACCAAGGUCCUUUUCAUGGUGAGACAGUUAAAUUCACAGUCAAUGUUUAUGGUAAUACAUGUACCAGAAACAUCACUUCAUUCCUCGUGCUCAGCGCUCAAAUUCAUUUUCCCUGACAUUUAGUAUCAACAAGCACAUUUUUAAAAUCUCCAUUGUCUGUUUGACCAUUACAGGAUGUUUCCUGAUUAAACAUUAGAAACUUAUAUUUGGCUCUAUUUACGAUGAGAGUAAGACAAUUUUUUCCUUCAACAAUGUUUAACUUUAAUAAUAGAUUUCAUUUAUAGUAGGACACACAUUCAUGUCGUAAUGUUGGUUAUAGAUGAAGAACACCACAACAGUGGAAAACGUUGUGUAGGACGACAUAAGGGUCAGAAUGUGAAGGUCAUCGAAUAUCAGACCCAAGCAGCCAUAAACAUGUGUAUCAAAUCAAACUAUUGGUAAAUUUGAUGUAUAUUUGUUGUUUAUGUUUCUAACUCACUGUAAAGCAGGAAUUUUACUGGGGGUAAAAUUUGUUUAUAAAUGGAGAAGAAUUAACCUGUUAAUCAAUAUAUAGUAGAAAUCAUUUAUUAAUUGAUUGUUUUUAUUUCUAACUGACUGUAAAGGCAAAUACUUUACUUGAGGUAAAAUUUGUUUAUGAAUGGAGAUCUAGUAAAAUUAACCUGGUAUUUAAUAUGAAGUAUAAAUCAUCUAUUAAGUGAUUGUUUAUAUUUUGUUUUCAUUUUGUAAAAACCACAAAAUAAACAAAUUAAAAUCCCCAAACAAAAUUCCUGACUUCAGGUUUAACAAAUAGCCUUUAGUUGUAUGUAGUUAAUUAACAUGAUCAUAUGACUGGUAUGAUCAUUGUAAAUCUAGCUUGUAAAAAAGUGUAAAUAUUCCUGUUUGAUAUUCACCUAUAAUGUAAUCAUGUACAUGUAUUAUUUUUCAACUAUCAGAUCUAGCUAGGGGUAUGAAAAGUAUUUUAAAUUAUUCUAAUAUCAGCAGGUAUAUACUUUGUUUCUUUUAAUAACACAUUUCAUUUAAAACAUGAAGCACAUUUAAUGUGAGUUUAUUAUCUAAUAUCACAUUCGGGUUGAUGUAUAAUAUCAUAUUUCAUUUAAUGCAACAUUUCAAUUAAUACCACACAGU
Molecule: messenger RNA, 4265 nt
Organism: Mizuhopecten yessoensis (Yesso scallop)
Lineage: Eukaryota; Metazoa; Mollusca; Bivalvia; Pectinida; Pectinidae
Exons: 10
Coding region: 19-1299 (426 amino acids)
Source: RefSeq, a predicted model, not a curated record